AUGGUCAAUGAAAUAAGGCCUCCGAAGGAAGCUGCCUCCGUCCAAACUCGGAACGAAACCGUGCCCGAUUUCGAUGACGACUUCGACAGGCUAAAGCGUGCCUUGGGCUCGGUUAAAUCUUCUGUCACGCAAGGCAUAGAUCUGACGAGUCUUCGCGGCAACCAAGGUGGCUCAACGUUCGGGCAUCCGGUGAAAAUGAUGUCGUCCCGUAAGAAGAAGGCGGAUGUUUUCAUCCAUCAGAAAAACCGUCCUGAGCAUCACCUGGGCGGUACAAGAGUCUCUGGACCACGACCUCCCUCAUAUCAAGAUCGCCGGCCCCCAUCACUGCCUGUGUUCGACUCCAACGGUCCAUCGAGGAUCGGGUCCUCCUAUGCCGAGGAGGUUUUCUAUACCGACCCCGCGAAAGCCAACGAUGAUCUGAAAGCAUUGCUGGAAGGAGGCAUGGAUGAAAAUGACCAAGAUGAGCAUGAUGGACCUGAUCCAGCAACACAUGAUGCCGCUGCGGACCAGGUUCGGGAACCACCAUCUACAACAGAAAACGCCGCGCCGAAAACAGGUAUUCCCGACAAGGAGAGGAUUAUAGGCAAAGAUGGCUCUAUUCAGGGCCUGAAGGUGAGGUUGCUGCCUCACCAAGUCGAAGGCGUGGAGUGGAUGCGCGGCCGUGAGCUUGGCCCCGUCAAGAGAGGAAAGGUGCCCAAAGGUGGCCUCCUGGCCGAUGACAUGGGUCUGGGGAAAACACUACAGAGCAUUUCUCUCAUUCUUACCAACCGGCGGCCCGAAAAGGACAGUGCCGGUUGGAAGAAAAACUUUGAAGGAGUCGAGAAAACAACGCUAGUCGUCGCGCCGCUGGCUCUCAUCAGACAGUGGGAACACGAAAUCGAAGACAAGGUUGCCAAGUCGCAUGGUCUCAAGGUUCUUGUCCACCACGGCCCGCAGAGAACCAAGGACGUCAAAGAACUGGCUCGGUAUGAUGUUGUGGUGACUACAUUCCAAAUCCUGGUCUCCGAGCACAGUGGCUCUUCGGAUGCUGAGAAUGGUGCCAAGGUUGGCUGUUUCGGGCUUCGAUGGUGGCGAGUCAUUCUGGAUGAGGCACACACCAUCAAAAACCGCAACGCCAAGUCGACAAAGGCAUGCUACGCGCUCCGCUCAGAGUAUCGUUGGUGUUUAUCUGGAACUCCGAUGCAAAAUAACCUGGACGAACUGCAAUCUUUGGUAAAAUUUCUUCGCAUAAGCCCCUACGACGACUUCAGACACUGGAAGGAGCACAUCGACAAGCCCAUGAAGAAUGGCAAAGGUCACAUUGCCAUUCAGCGCCUUCACAGCCUUCUCCGCUGUUUCAUGAAGAGACGGACCAAAGAGAUAUUGAGGAAACAAGGUGCCCUAAACCCUGGAGGCGAGCCAAGCACCGAAGGUGAGCCAUCAUCGACAGGGUUUAGGCACACUGAGCGCAAGGUGGUGACUGUAUCGGCCAAGCUUGACCCGGUGGAGCGCAAAUUCUACGAUCGAUUGGAAGCCAGGGCGGACAAGAGCAUGGAAGCAAUGAUGCGCAACAAACUCAGUUACGUGAACGCGUUCACGCUCCUGCUACGACUUCGACAAGCUUGCAACCACCCCAAGCUUCUCGAGGGUAAAUUGGAAAAGGACAGGGAGGCUCUGUCUACUGGUUCAAGUCAAAAGGCUCAAGAUGUUGAUAUGAACGCAAUCGCUGACAUGUUCGCCGGAAUGGGCAUCGUGUCCAAGACUUGCUCGAUAUGCGGCAAAGAGUUGCCACUCGACGACACAACACUGCAGGAGGACCAUUGUGCCGACUGUCGCGACGAUCUGGAUUACUUUAAUUCGCAGGGAAGCUUGCCAGCACGGCAGCCCGAGAGAUGCAGGCGCAAAAGGGAUCACAAGUCCAAGGGGAAGAAGAAGGCAGCAAGGACAGGCGAAUCCAACGCGCAGGCUACAUUGCGUGCUCGGCGGCGCCCGCGCAAUCGAAACGCAGUCAUUGACAGUGAUGACGAAACCGAGGCUGACGGCAGCUGGCUCGUGCCAGAAGAUGAGCGCGGCGAAGAACGGCUGGGGAAGGCUGGUGGCGAGGAAGACGAGAACGCUGAAGGUGGGGGCGACUGGAUCGGAUCUCAGGACUCUGAAGAUGACGUCGAUGACCAAGAUCAAAGCAGUCUGAUCAGCUUCAUUGUCGACGACGAGGCAGAGAGUAAAGCAAAGGGACGCCGGCCGGUGGGCGACCAAGAUGCAGACGACUCCCUCUUGUCAGUGGACGCUCUUACUCAUGCCAUGGCCUCGCAGACUCUGGAGGACGGGAUGCCAGUCCCGGCAAAGGACACUGAAUCAGCAGCUGGGUCAGGCUUGGAAGACGAUGCUGUUUCAGGUUCGGACUCGGACGCUACGGACUCUGAUCCGGACCCGUCUUCCAGGGACGGCAGCGGCGACGAUGGCGGCUGGCUUCGAUCUGGGAAGGGGACCCAAGUGGUCGCCUCUGCCAAGAUUCGCGAGCUGUCCAAGCUUCUCCACGCGGAAGCAAAUCAGCACAAGUUCAUCGUCUUUUCUCAAUUCACGUCCAUGCUGGACUUGGUCGAGCCGUUCUUGGACGACGACGGGUUCGAAUUCGUCCGCUACGACGGCAGCAUGAAGAACGACGAUCGGGAGGAGAGUCUCCGCCGACUGCGCGAGGAUCCAAACACUAGGAUUCUCCUCUGCAGCUUGAAAUGCGGCAGCUUGGGCUUGAAUCUGACAGCCGCAACGCGGGUGAUUAUUGUUGAGCCAUUCUGGAACCCGUUUGUUGAAGAGCAAGCAAUCGAUCGCGUGCACAGGCUCACACAGACCGUCGACGUGGUCGUGUACAAACUCACCGUUGCCGACACGGUAGAGGCCCGGAUCAUCGAUCUGCAAAACAAGAAGCGCGAGCUGGCGGAACAGGCCAUUGAGAACGGUGCCAAAAAGGGAGCCGUCAAGCUGGGCCUCAACGAGAUUAUCGACCUGUUCAGACCUGCCGGGCAUCAGGAUGUCCCGCGGCCCGCGCCUGGGCCGUUGGGCGACGGCGGGCGGUCGGCGAACAGCUCGCAAGGCUUGCUGACGAGGAAGCCCGCCGCGAGGGAUGAGAGUGCUGUCUACGGAAGGAGAUGGUGA
Messenger RNA from Ustilaginoidea virens, 3132 nucleotides. RefSeq lists its product as uncharacterized. Gene Ontology annotation, cellular component: cytoplasm. Gene Ontology annotation, molecular function: ATP-dependent chromatin remodeler activity; ATP binding. Lineage: Eukaryota; Fungi; Ascomycota; Sordariomycetes; Hypocreales; Clavicipitaceae. The transcript has 2 exons. Bases 1 to 3132 code for a protein of 1043 amino acids. The record is from RefSeq and is a predicted model, not a curated record.